AAGGGUAGCGGGUUCGCCUUCUGGGAGUGCAGUCGCCUCUUGGGCAGGGCCUGGGAAGGCUCUUGUGCUUCCCUUGGUCGUCCCUCCCGUUGACCCUUCUGCUCUGCGCCCCUCCUGGGGCGGUCUCCUGCCGGGUGGUUUUGGCCGAGGACCUUCUCUGUCCCUGAAGAGCUGUGUCUUGCCCGCCGACGGAAAGCAUGUUAAUGAAGAGACGUGGAUUUCGGGGCCGCGACGGCCUUAUUGUCACCAACCCUACGCCCCUAGCCACGAAUGUAACCCGCCUCAAUCUGCAUCCUCAACCAUCUUGACCAUGAAACCCUCGGGCACGCCCCUCCAGAAGCUGUUAUCCAAGACAAUCUAGUUUUCUUUUAUAAAUCCUUUCAGAUACUUAUGAAGUUUCUUGUCCUGAAAUUGUUGUACUGCAAUGAAGAAAAGGAGAAAGGUUACUUCAAAUCUUGACGAGAAAAUCCAUCUAGGCUAUCAUAAAGAAUCUUCAGAAGGCAAUGUUGCAGUGGCGUGUGACCAAGUAACCUAUUCUCAUUCCACAGAAAGACCAACUCCAGAAUCUCUUCGCUGUUUCCAGGAACUUCCUCCCUCUCCAGAUCAGAGAAAACUUUUGAGUUCUUUGCAGUAUAAUAAGAAUUUGCUGAAGUAUUUAAAUGAUGAUAGGCAGAAGCAGCCAUCUUUCUGUGACUUACUUAUAAUAGUAGAAGGAAAAGAAUUUAGUGCACAUAAAGUUGUUGUUGCUGUUGGCAGUAGUUACUUUCACGCAUGUUUAAGCAAAAAUCCAAGCACAGAUGUUGUCACCCUGGAUCACGUAACACACUCCGUUUUUCAACAUUUGCUUGAAUUUCUUUACACAUCAGAGUUUUUUGUGUACAAAUAUGAAAUACCUCUUGUUUUAGAGGCUGCAAAAUUUCUGGACAUUAUAGAUGCAGUUAAACUGCUAAAUAAUGAAAAUGUUGCUACUUUUCAGUCUGAGCUAACUGAGAAGUCAUCAGCAGAGGAAACACUAAAUGAAUUAACUGGAAGACUAUCAAAUAAUCAUCAGUGUAAAUUUUGUAGUAGGCAUUUUUGUUACAAAAAGUCUUUAGAGAAUCAUUUGGCUAAAACCCACAGAUCCCUUUUAUUAGGGAAAAAACAUGGGUUAAAAAUGCUAGAGAGAAGUUUUUCUACAAGAAGAUCAAAAAGAAAUAGGAAGUGCCCUGUUAAGUUUGAUGACACCAGUGAUGAUGAGCAAGAAAGUGGUGAUGGGUCAGACAAUUUGAAUCAAGAAAGUUUUGAUAAGGAAAAGUCCGACAGAAAUGAUUCUGAGGAUCCUGGAAGUGAAUAUAAUGCUGAAGAUGAUGAGCUAGAGGACAUGUCAGAUGAAUACUCUGACAUUGAAGAGCACAGUGAAAAAGAUCAUGAUGCAGAAGAGGAACCUGAGGCUGGUGAUUCUGUAGGAAAUAUUCAUGAGGGGUUAACUCCUGUAGUCAUUCAAAACAGUAACAAAAAAAUUUUGCAGUGUCCUAAAUGUGAUAAAACAUUUGACCGAAUAGGGAAAUAUGAGAGCCACACACGUGUUCACACAGGUGAGAAGCCCUUUGAGUGUGAUAUUUGUCACCAGCGAUAUUCGACAAAGUCUAACCUAACUGUUCACAGAAAGAAGCACAGUAAUGAAACAGAAUUUCAUAAGAAGGAGCACAAGUGCCCUUAUUGUAAUAAACUUCAUGCAAGCAAGAAGACUUUAGCCAAGCAUGUUAAGAGAUUUCAUCCUGAAAAUGCUCAAGAAUUUAUUUCUAUUAAGAAGACUAAGAGUGAAAGUUGGAAAUGUGAUAUUUGUAAGAAAUCUUUUACUCGAAGGCCACACUUAGAGGAACAUAUGAUUCUACACUCUCAAGAUAAACCUUUCAAGUGUACCUAUUGUGAAGAACAUUUCAAAUCACGAUUUGCACGGUUAAAGCAUCAAGAAAAAUUCCAUCUGGGUCCUUUUCCAUGUGAUAUAUGUGGUCGCCAAUUUAAUGACACUGGAAAUUUGAAACGCCAUAUAGAAUGUACCCAUGGUGGAAAGAGAAAAUGGACUUGCUUUAUCUGUGGAAAAUCAGUACGAGAAAGAACUACUUUGAAAGAACAUUUGAGAAUCCAUAGUGGAGAAAAGCCUCAUCUUUGUAGUAUUUGUGGGCAAAGUUUUCGUCAUGGAAGUUCGUAUAGACUUCAUUUACGAGUACAUCAUGAUGAUAAAAGAUACGAGUGCGAUGAAUGUGGGAAAACAUUUAUUCGUCAUGACCACCUUACAAAGCACAAAAAAAUACAUUCAGGUGAAAAGGCUCAUCAGUGUGAAGAAUGUGGAAAAUGUUUUGGUCGUAGGGAUCAUCUCACCGUUCAUUACAAAAGUGUGCACCUUGGAGAGAAAGUAUGGCAAAAGUAUAAAGCAACAUUUCAUCAAUGUGAUGUUUGUAAGAAAAUUUUCAAAGGCAAAUCAAGUCUAGAAAUGCAUUUUCGGACACAUUCAGGUGAAAAACCAUACAAGUGUCAGAUUUGCAAUCAAUCUUUUAGAAUUAAGAAAACUUUAACAAAACACCUGGUUAUUCAUUCUGAUGCCCGACCUUUCAACUGUCAGCACUGUAAUGCAACAUUUAAGCGGAAAGACAAGCUGAAAUACCACAUUGACCAUGUUCAUGGCAUAAAAUCUCCUGAUGAUCCUCUCAGUACUUCUGAGGAAAAACUUGUAUCUUUGCCAGUAGAGUACUCAUCUGAUGAUAAAAUCUUUCAAACAGAAACAAAACAAUAUAUGGACCAGCCCAAAGUUUAUCAGUCGGAAGCCAAGACUAUGUUACAGAAUGUAUCUGCUGAAGUAUGUGUUCCAGUAACAUUGGUUCCAGUUCAGAUGCCUGACACUCAGAAUGAUCUGGUGCGUCACACUACCACACUUCCACCAUCUUCUCAUGAGAUCUUGUCACCACAGCCACAAUCAACUGAUUAUCCACGAGCAACUGAUUUAGCUUUUCUGGAAAAGUACACUCUUACUCCUCAACCUGCAAACAUAGUUCAUCCAGUCCGACCAGAACAAAUGCUAGAUCCUAGAGAACAUUCUUAUCUUGGAACAUUAUUGGGCCUUGAUAACACUACUACUGUACAAAAUAUUUCUAAUAAUGAGCAUCAUUCAUGAGUAAAUCUAAACAUUCCACAGACUUAUUUUGAUGGUAAUUUGCUAAUGGUAGCCUAGAGCUGAUGACUUUUAGUAGGGCUGCUAUUUUCUCUAGUUUCUCAAGACCUCAGAACCAUUUCAAAUCAAGAAAAAAAAGUAUCUGUUUACCAAGAUACAUGCUUGGAAACAUUUUCAGGCAUAAAUAAUAUUUGAAGUGAACCUUUUUUUGUGAUUUUUAAAGAUUAGAAGUAAUUUUUAAUGAUUUCUCAAACUUUUCAGAAUUAUUAGCUACUACAUUAUAUGGGUAUUUUUUUUAAUUGUAAGUGAAAAUUUUUACUCUUCUUCAGUCUCAUUUCUCCUUUGCCCAUCUUCCAAACAAGUUUAAAGAUGAUGUAGCCUUUAAGAAAGAAUAUAAGACUAUACUGGUAUUUGCAACUGUUCCUGAUACUAGUUUAAGAGUCACUGUUAUUUCUUCCAGAUUUUGAAAAUUGAAAUUAGGAAUUUGUAUUUAUAAGAAAGUCUUGGAUAUUUCUGUGUUAUCAUUAUCCUUUGGACUUUUGAUAAACUGUAUGUCAGAAAGCUUACUGAUAAAAGAUUAGCUUGUUAAAUGUAAUGUCCAGUUGGAACAAUUACCCAAAUGAUUGUUUUUUGCCUAUACUUCAAUUAUGAAUAAGAAAUGCAAAUAUAGGACUUAGGCAUUAACAAGUUGAAAAUAUGUUAAAGUAAAAGAUGCCAGUUUUAACUAGCUAUCUUUCAAAGUAAGUUCACCUUUUGUAUUUUUUCAUUUAUUUCAGAAGCACCAACAGUAUUUCACAGUAUCUAUCUUCAUCUCACUAACAAGGGACAGUUAUAACUAAUUAAUGAAAUUUUAUGAACAGGCUAUUUUUGGUCUCAGUUACCUUGGCUAAUUGAAACUCUGGGAAACAGGACCUAGAUAUUUCAUGUAUAAUUGUUAGAAAUGGUGCCAAACAAAUGAUAAAACUCUCAUCUAACUAAACUUAAUGCUGUUUACUUUAAUCAAAGGGAACCACUAUUUGUAUACAGAUUUACAUGUAAUCUAGAUCUUUAUUUUUGCUUUUCAUAUACGCCAAAUGUCUGUAAUUACUCUUGAUUUUUAUUUUUAUAUGGGAUAAAAGAUGAGGACUUGGUGAAAGAAACUAGCAGUUACAGCAAAACCUCACUGAAUAAGAUUAAUUGAGGAUAAAAUCAGUCAAAAUUAUAAAAUACUUUUGAAGAUGUGCACUUUCCAUAUUUUCAAGUCAAUUUAAACUUAAACUAGGAUAAUGUUUCCUAGUAGAGCUGCUUGAAGGAUUAGAAUAGGCAGGGUUGCUUUAUUAUUUGCAUGACAUUUGUAGGUAAACUACUGGAAAAAUAGCAAUUUUAAGAGUUUUCUCUUUCAGUUUUGUUUACACUCCUAAUUGCUUUAAGCACUUUUUUGUGUGUAAACUGUUAAGUCUGGCCCAACCCUUGUGAAAAAAUAUCACAAAUAAAAUAAUUAACUUUUAAUGAAUAAAAUUUAACCCCUUAAUGAAUAAAACUGUUUGCUGAAGCACUUAAGAAAGGAAGGUACUUAAGGAAAUAUUCACCAUACUAGUGAAACUAAAGGAAAAGAAAAAAAUGUUGAGAAUUGAGGCAGUUAACCAAAGUAACUCAUAUAAAUAAUAAAACCUCAUUGGCCUCAUUUAUAAUUAAUGUAUUCUUUUUAAAGCAUUCUUAACUUUUGUGUGGAAAUGUUAUAUCUGGGGUACUUAUAUGAAAGAACUUGAUUACAUGUGGUACUAUUAGUCUUUCAAUUUGACCUUUUUAAAAAUAUACAUCUUUAUGACUUUUGUCAUAAAGACUUGCAAGAUUUUAAUUAAAAAAUCCUACUAGACUGAAACAAAAACAUACUUAAAAAAUGUACCCUACCUUACAGAUAAGCCUACAUAGAAAAAGUGGGACUUAAAAAAAGGCCAAUGGUAAAUAUGUGUAUGUGUAUGGUAUACAAUGUUUGGUAGCAGAAUAAAACGUUGUUGCGUUUUCACUUUGAAAAGAAUAGUAUGCUUUUUGAAGAUAUUUAGGAUUCUUUUAAUAAUAAUCUAAUUCUUUUAACGAUAUGAUUUGAUUGUAGGAAUUGGUUUACAGUAUAGAACUUUCCUGAAUACAUCUCGUAUAUAAAGUGGAAUAUAAUUGUGUUUAGUUAUUAUUGUAGCUAACUUAAUAGUGGUUUACUGUUUUGUAAAUUCUUUCACAUACAUUUUCUCAUGUAAACCUCAUAACCAGUUUUGAAGUAGAAUCAACAUGCUGUAUUUCCAUUUUAGAGAUAAAGAACUUGAGAUUGAUAAAAGAACUUGAUAAAGCUCAUAGUUAAGUGGCAGAGCUACAAGUAAGGGAAGAAAGCUAGCAUUAAUGAAUGCUUAUUGUGUGCCAGGCACUACAUUUCUCAUGUAAUCUUAAACAGUCUGGGAGGCAGGUAGGACAAUUCUUGCGAAGAAAUAGCCUCAGUGAGUAAGCAAACAGAAAAAACUGCUGCCUCUGAUUUCCAAAUUAGAAUAUAAGUUAUUUUUAAAUUGUGAAACCUCAUGGAUUUGGGCAAACUGAAUGUAUAUAAGGUUUUUAAAUUGGCAAAAAAAAAAAAAGUAUGAAGUGAGGCCUAUACUUUUCAGUUAACCUUUUGCAAUAUUUGAGCAAAUUUUUCUUUAACUCUAAAAUCCAUGAAUUCUAUAACUGAAAAUUUUGAAUCUUGCAACUAAUUUCAGCCUCAUUUAGAAUUUUUUAUUUUAUAAGCAUAAUUUAUUGCUUUAAAUUAAUUUUAGUUGAUAGCAGUUAGCACUUAAUAUGUAAAUUGAAUAAUUUAUCAAGUGUAGAAAUUUGUUAGUGUAAAUUGGUUUUUACUUAAAUGCACCAAAGAUUUUUAGUAGGUAUUAAAAAAAUUUAAAGAAUUUAAAUUCUUUGUUGUUUGCAUAAAUAUCUGUCCAAAGAAGCACAGUUGAAGUCCUAGGAUUAUGAAUUUUUUAAAAAAUCAUUAGUUUGAAUACUAAGAUUAAGUAUUAAGUGUUUGUGUUUAUAUGUGUAAAAAUAAGAACAGAAGAAAUACUCUGGGAAUAGUCAUACUGACAAACCAACUACAAGUAAAAAUACUCAGUUUUCUUUAGUUUAAUUAAUUGAAGGUUAUCUUUUAAGUUGACACUAUCACAUGCUAAGUAAUAUACUUAUUUUUUACACUACACUAUUAAAAUAAUUUUGCCUUAGAUUUUUUUUAAGACAAUUUGAAGUUAUUUUUGUAAGACAAGAAACCUAAUCUUUUGCAGCCUAAAAUCUCAUUUUAGGUUAGGUUUGUUCUUACAGUAAGAUUUAACCAACAACUGUAAAGGUAUUGAUCUUUGCAUCCAUUAAUUGCUGAGAGAAGUGGAGUAGCAAAAAUAGGGUUUUAAAUUGGUGCUUUAUAAAGUGACAUCCAUUUAAGUGAUGGUAGGUCAUGAAAUAGGUACACUAAUAAUUUUCUGUCAACCUUCAAAGUGUCAAAACAUCUUUGCAGAGUGACUAUAAACCAUUAGUUAAGGGCUAAUAUGUAAUUAAAUAUUAUUCAUUGCUUUUCACUCUAUAGUUGCAAAUGAAUUUAAAAACAAACUGUUAUGUUUAUAAGUUUGAAUUCUCUUCCUAUGAGAUCAUUCUAAUAUGUCAUUGAUGAAAAGUCAGAUUUGGAGCAGUAACUCUUUGACAGUGUCCUUUUUAUACCCAGUAUUUUCUGGAUUGAAUGCUUUGUGCCUUUUCAAUGUGUUGUAGUUGCUUAGUGUUGUUCCUGCUGGUUAGAUUGUACUUGUUAGUAAAUAAUUUUGUUGUUAUGACUUUUAUGUUUGUGUUACCUGCUGGUCAGGAACACUUUUUUGGAUGCUUUAUGUUUAUGUAGGGAAACUGGCACUAAGUACUAGUAUGAACAUUUGUUUGUUUAAUCUCAAUUGUGGCCUUUAUAGUUACUGUGAAGCCACUCCUGGGCCUGUCUCUAGAUACUUAUUAGAGGAAUCUGACCAAAAAAAAAAAAAAUGAGUGGUCUGUCUGCCUCUCUGUUCCUCCCUCCUAGCCACCCACCCUUUCAAAAGAACACAUAAUCACACUGAAAGCCUUCUUAUUUCACUUUGCCUAAAACUGAACAAGAGAUGAUGCUUUCAGGUGAGUUUCUCAUUAGGAGCAGCCACACCCCAAAUAACUUACAACUUGAGUUGAUGAACUCAGGAAAAAAUCAGACUUGAAAAGUCAUAUUUGAUUAUCUCUAAGAUUCGUGCCAAAUUUGAAAUGUGUUCUUUAAUAAGGAGUAAGUAGCAUUUUUGAAACUUUCAAUAGUAAAUGUAAAUGUUAUUUGCUAUUGAGAGUGAAUAAUGGGUAAUGUGAGCAUAAUUUUCUAAACAAUUUUUAGCAACUAUGGACAGUUCUUCCCUUUUGCACAUUUCUCUCAGUAAAGUCUCAGUAAAGUUUUUUUGGGGAGAGGGGUCACCCUCUUACUUCCCCUAAGAUUAUUUCUACUAAAAGAUACUUAUAUGCUAGAUUAUUAGCAUGCUUUCUGCUCUUCCUCUGUGGAAGUAGCAUUUAAAGUAGAAGUAAUAGGGUUAGGUUGUGGAACGAUGAGAGAAACACUAUUUUGGUAGAAAGAGUGCCUAUGCUUUGUUUACUCAUGUUUCAACUUGCCGUGUAUGGACGUUAAAGUCUAUAACUAUUGAGAAAUCUCAAAACAUUUUAAAUUUAGCCUCUGCAGCCAUUUAUACAUAAAGAAAUUAAGAAGUAUUCAGAGAAUAGAGAUUAUACAAGGAUGAACAGACCGCUUUUUUUUUUAACUCAAAUUCGUAGGUAAAGAAAUAAUUCAGUCCUUGUUACUAUUAGAGAUUCAAAAAUAUUUCUUGAAUGAAGAGCAUGUGUGCAUCUCAAUGUUAUUUUACCUAUUUGCUUUGUAUUCCUGCUUGUGUUCAUUUGGACAGUGUACUGUGGUGUAAUUACAGUUUUGAUUCCAACAAUCAGACUCUUACCCCUAUAGAUGAUACUGCAUUACAGUUGGUGAUUAGGGCUGCCACGAAAAUGAGUAGAGAGGUGGGCAUUUAGUUGCUCCAUGUUGUACAGUAAAUGUUCUGAUUAAGGGGAUUUAUGAUGUACAUUAAAGUGGAAAUGCUUUUGAAUUUCAUUUUCAGUCUCAAAUCAGAGGUUUUGUUUUUAAUCAUUAAGGACACUUUUAAAAGCAAUUACAAAGAAAUAUCUAAAAUAUCAAAAUUUGUUAUUUUGUCAACUGUAAAGUAUCUUGUGAGUUUUAUAGAUAUUUUGGCUGUCUUGUGUUUCUUAAGUACAAAUGUCUAUUAAAUUCAGUUCUCUGUGAAAAAUAGAAAGUGUAUUGUAUAUUGAACUAGUUCUUUGUGUUAUUUUGAUAUUUAAAAUAAAUAUAAAGUCCUU
Molecule: messenger RNA, 8542 nt
Organism: Talpa occidentalis (Iberian mole)
Lineage: Eukaryota; Metazoa; Chordata; Mammalia; Eulipotyphla; Talpidae
Gene: ZBTB41
Product: zinc finger and BTB domain containing 41
Exons: 11
Coding region: 425-3151 (908 amino acids)
Molecular function (GO): protein binding
Source: RefSeq, a predicted model, not a curated record